UGCGCUCGUCCCUCCCUUAUCUUGUCCAGCCACGCUCAUCCACUCUUCCCAUGUCAUUCCAAGUCCAGCGAACCACACACAGAUUUGCGAGUCUUCCUCAAUUUUUCAAUUACCUGGCUCAGCUCUAUUCUCCCUUAGCAACCUCCGUCUCGACCUUGGUGAGUGUGCCCAGUGUGUGCAAGGAAUUGAAUUGCGAAGUUGGGUAGGCUGUUGAGGAAGCAAGGAGAGAUGGCGACAAUGGCGAUGUCUGCGGCCGCUCUAGGAGGGCGUGUGGUAAAGUCCGCUGACGUGCAGAGCAGCUUCUGGAGCGAGAAGACGCGCUCUGUCAAAGUCUCCGGCACCUCAAGUGGAAAGGUGGCGAUGCCAGUAGUUGAGGCAACUCACCGCGUCGAUAAAUUCUCCAAGAGUGACAUCAUCGUCUCGCCCUCGAUUCUAUCAGCCAACUUCGCCAUCCUGGGAGACCAGAUCAAAGCUGUUGAAAACGCCGGAUGUGAUUGGAUUCACGUCGACGUGAUGGACGGCCGCUUUGUGCCCAACAUCACAAUCGGUCCUCUUGUUGUGGAUGCCAUUCGUCCAGUAACUGAUUUACCUCUUGACGUCCACCUGAUGAUUGUUGAACCAGAACAGCGUGUCCCAGACUUCAUCAAGGCUGGUGCUGAUAUUGUUUCCGUUCAUUGUGAAAAUGCUUCAACAAUUCACUUACACCGUACCAUCAACCAGAUUAAAAGUUUGGGAGCUAAGGCUGGAGUGGUGCUCAACCCUGGAACACCUCUGUCUCAAAUUGAAUACGUUCUCGACUGUGUGGAUCUGAUUUUGAUUAUGUCUGUCAACCCUGGAUUCGGUGGGCAGAGCUUUAUCGAAUCUCAGGUCAAGAAGAUCGCUGACCUCCGGAAAAUGUGUGCAGAGAAGGGUGUGAACCCAUGGAUUGAAGUAGACGGUGGCGUCACCCCCAAGAAUGCUUACAAGGUUAUUGAGGCUGGAGCCAACGCCUUGGUGGCAGGAUCUGCGGUCUUUGGAGCCAAGGACUACGCUGAAGCUAUCAAAGGUAUCAAGACUAGCAAGAGACCCCAGGAAGCCACCGUGGCGGCUUAAAUCCAGUCAAUAAGUUCUUCAACAUGAGAUCAACGUUUGCGUUGGGAGAUGCCCGUGUUAUGAUGGCUUAGCCAACCUGGAGUUUUGUACUAUUUAGAUUUCUGCAUCCAGGAAGGAACAGACAUCGUUGGCUUGUUGAGAGAAUUCGGUGCAUGAGUACUGCAACUUCCAGAAUAGAUUGCAAUUAUUCUUGGCAAACUCUGUAUUUUUAUUCCAAAUUUUCUCGUCUUAUAAUAUGAGAUUUUUCUGAACUUCUGCAA
Physcomitrium patens is the source of this 1352-nucleotide messenger RNA. Its product is annotated as ribulose-5-phosphate-3-epimerase, chloroplastic. Lineage: Eukaryota; Viridiplantae; Streptophyta; Bryopsida; Funariales; Funariaceae. Gene Ontology annotation, biological process: pentose-phosphate shunt; carbohydrate metabolic process. Gene Ontology annotation, molecular function: D-ribulose-phosphate 3-epimerase activity. The record is from RefSeq and is a predicted model, not a curated record.